Entamoeba dispar SAW760 is the source of this 888-nucleotide messenger RNA. RefSeq names its product phosphatidate cytidylyltransferase, putative. NCBI's taxonomy places the organism in Eukaryota, Evosea, Mastigamoebida, Endamoebidae. The transcript has a single exon. The coding region runs from base 1 to 888 and encodes 295 amino acids. Gene Ontology annotation, biological process: CDP-diacylglycerol biosynthetic process. Gene Ontology annotation, molecular function: phosphatidate cytidylyltransferase activity. Gene Ontology annotation, cellular component: plasma membrane. The record is from RefSeq and is a predicted model, not a curated record.
AUGACUGAUGGUGAUGCACCUACUAAAGCUAUAUCACAACAUGAAUCUGAAAAAAUUACCAAAAGUGAGAUUAACAAAAAACAAAGAAUUAUAACAGGAACUAUAUUUGCUCUUAUUGCUGUUGUUCCAAUAUAUUUAGGUGUUCAUAUCUUUCAUAUAUUAGAAGCUGUACUAAGUUUUCUAAUGUUUCAUGAAUUAAAUAAUGUUUUCCGUGCCUCAACGGUUGAAAAAUACAUUGGGUAUGGGUUAUUUGUUUUUGAUCAUAUAUUGCUUAUUAUUGAUUAUCAGUUAAGUUUCGAGAUGUUCCCAUUCAUUUCUUUUAUUGUUUAUUCAUGUUAUUCAUUGAAAACUCAUGACCUUAUUAAAAGCACAAAAUUGUUCUUUGCAGCUUAUUGGUCUAUUCACAUGUUAUCAUUUUCUAUAGCCAUCCCAUAUAUAACUGGAACGACUAUGCCAUUGAUGUAUAUAAUUUUCCUUACAUGUAAUAAUGAUAUUUGGCAAUGGGCAUUUGGAAGAAUAUUUGGUAAACAUAAACCAUUUACUUUUCUUUCACCAAAUAAAUCUAUUGAAGGGUAUUUAGGAGGGUUAUUUGUGUUGAUUAUAAUUGGAUUACUUGCUCAAGAUAACUUAAUCUUUAUUAUAUUAAUAUAUUUAUCAGGUAUUGCUGGUGAUUUAAUUGCAAGUUGCUUAAAACGACAAUUAGAUGUAAAAGACUUUGGAAGUAUGUUACCAGGAAUGGGUGGGAUGUUUGAUAGAAUGGAUUCACAAAUUAUUGUUAUUCCAUUUGCCUAUUAUUGGUAUAAAUUUUUUGGAUAUCAACCUGGAUUAAUUCUGAGGUGUAUUCAACACUACUUUUAUUUUACAAAUGAUGAAUGUUCUUUAUUCUAA